Messenger RNA from Synchiropus splendidus (mandarinfish), 1256 nucleotides. It is a transcript of the gene fgf10a, whose product is annotated as fibroblast growth factor 10a. The record is from RefSeq and is a predicted model, not a curated record. Gene Ontology annotation, biological process: positive regulation of epithelial cell proliferation; wound healing; positive regulation of canonical Wnt signaling pathway. The transcript has 3 exons. Gene Ontology annotation, molecular function: growth factor activity; chemoattractant activity; type 2 fibroblast growth factor receptor binding. Lineage: Eukaryota; Metazoa; Chordata; Actinopteri; Syngnathiformes; Callionymidae. Gene Ontology annotation, cellular component: cytoplasm. Bases 175 to 903 code for a protein of 242 amino acids.
CCAAUAAAGUCUCCUUCACGGGGUCCGACAGUCCUGGUGGGGUCGGGGGUCCAGACAGAGGAGGUGGUAUCCGCCUGUCAGGAGGGGAUCUCCCACUCUUGCUCCCUUCUUCUGCACCCAGCUCAGCAUGCACCAGCCCCUGAGCACCUCCACAGCUCUCCCAGCUCCACUACCAUGUGUAGAUGGACAGUGACACAAGGUGCACCGGUCGCCUGGUUCUCCUCCCGCGCCUGCUGCACACAUCGUUCACACCUCAUUUCCCUCACCAUUUUACUCGUUCUUUUAUUGCUGGGACCUUCAUCCUCAUCACCCUUGUCUGCGCCGUCGCCCGACUCCCACAAUGCACACAGAGGGAUCCCUCCUCACCUCUCAAACCCUCCACUCUCCACCUCACCGGCUCCGGUGCUUGCAUCUUCAGCGAGGUUGCCACGGGCUGUCAACAUGUCUGCCACGAUUGUGGGCCGUCACGUGCGGAGCAGCUACAACCAUCUACAAGGAGACGUGCGGCGGCGGAAGCUCUUCUCCUUCCAGAAAUUCUUCCUUCGCAUUGACAAGAAGGGGAAAGUUAACGGCACCAAGAGCGAGGACGACCCAUACAGCGUCCUGGAGAUCAAGUCAGUGGACGUGGGAGUUGUGGCCAUCAGGGGCCUUAGCAGUAACCAUUACCUGGCUAUCAGCAAGAAGGGGGAGCUGUACGGAGCGAGGGACUUCGGCCCAGACUGUCGUCUAAUUGAACGCAUCGAGGAGAACAAGUACAACACAUAUGCUUCAGCGGAGUGGCGCAACAAGAAGAAGCACAUGUUUGUGGGACUCAAUGCCAAUGGCAAGCCGAUGAGGGGGAGGAAGACCAGGAGGAAACACGCGUCUACUCACUUCCUGCCCAUUGGGGUUCAACCAAGAUGAUUUAACAGAUCGACCGUGAAGAGCUCUGCUGACCGCAGGGUCACGGACACUUGAGAACAGCGGCGGACCAGUUGGACAGAUUCAAAUUGGAUCUUAGCGAUGCACUGAUGUGGGGGGGAGACAUUUUUGGGACUGUUAAAGACAAGUCUAUUUUUUAAGAAAUAAAUAAGAUAUAUUGUUAUUCAAUGUAUAUAUUAUUUACUGUUUUAAAUUAUGAAAGAACAUCGGCACAGUAGGAAAUAUGAAUGACUUGUGCCAAACAUUGGUUCGAAGCUUCUCACAUUCACGAGAAGAGUAUGUUUAAGUGAAGAGCAUCAGGAAAGAGGAAACGAAACAGAGCAAGCCUUACUAGC